Messenger RNA from Cladophialophora psammophila CBS 110553, 513 nucleotides. RefSeq names its product 30S ribosomal protein S8. The transcript has a single exon. Gene Ontology annotation, biological process: translation. NCBI's taxonomy places the organism in Eukaryota, Fungi, Ascomycota, Eurotiomycetes, Chaetothyriales, Herpotrichiellaceae. Gene Ontology annotation, cellular component: ribosome; mitochondrion. Gene Ontology annotation, molecular function: structural constituent of ribosome. The record is from RefSeq and is a predicted model, not a curated record. Bases 1 to 513 code for a protein of 170 amino acids.
AUGUCCCUUGUCCACCUCGCAAACACCUGUUCUCACCUCCAGAAUGCCUCCCGCGCCCGACUAGGUCUAACUUCCAUCCCGGACACAAAAUUUCAUCUGAAACUCAUGCUCGCACUGCAAAGCUCGGGCUUCCUCUCAACAGUCGUGCGCGGUGGUCCAACACCGCCCCCAGCACACAACCUAUUAUCACAUCCAUCCUCGUCCGACCCUUCCCACCCUAUUGAACCCGUCACACGACAUAACGUUGCCUCUCGCCGUCUCUGGCUCGGCCUCAAAUACUGGAACUCCGAGCCCGUGAUUGAGAAGAUGGAGCUCAUCUCCAAACCAACGAGGCGGAUAUGGAUGGAUGUAGCAGGCUUAAGAAAACUUGUUUUAGGGCAGAAGAGCGGCUAUGUUAAGGGAAUGACACGCCCAGGGGAGUGCAUGUAUGUCAGUACGGACGUGGGAAUUAUGGAGGCGAGAGAGUGUGUGGAAAGGAAAGUGGGAGGAAUGCUUGUUUGUCGGGUGCGAUAA